Messenger RNA from Rhincodon typus (whale shark), 5469 nucleotides. RefSeq names its product START domain-containing protein 10-like. The record is from RefSeq and is a predicted model, not a curated record. Gene Ontology annotation, molecular function: lipid binding. Bases 504 to 1466 code for a protein of 320 amino acids. The transcript has 6 exons. NCBI's taxonomy places the organism in Eukaryota, Metazoa, Chordata, Chondrichthyes, Orectolobiformes, Rhincodontidae.
CUAUUUACUACUCACAACUGUUUAUUAUGGGACUAUAUUCGUUACUGAGCCUUUCAAUCUUGUUAUAUUCUACGUUUAGUGAGCGGUAAACAAAAGCAACGCCCACAUCCAAUAUAUUCCCCGAUGCUGUUUUCCAUGGGAUUCUGAACUGUGCGUAAUAUGCCAAUCCUGGUGCAGGCAGGAGGCAUGAGGGAAGAUUCAAGCUUUUCAACCGUGAAAGUCAGUCCAAUAACGUGGAAAAGGUUAAACCUAGAAUAUGACUUUAAACUACUCGAAAAUAAACUAUCGAGCCAUAUCAAAAAGGUUUUGAUCGACAUUUGAAACGGGCAUCUAAUUAGAGUUCACAAGGCAGAUUUUCUGUAAGCAUCAAAGAAACAAUGAGCUCCUGCUAUGGGGAACAGGGGCUUUACAGGAUUUGCAGCUCCUGUUGUUUGUUGCUGUGAACUCGGAAGACUCUCCGAACGAGCACAGGUGUCGCUUCUGAGUGAAAGAUUGACCGACCAAUGGGGAGAUGUGGAAACGUCACCUGUAGCUGCAGGUCGGGGCGGGACAUUUGGUGUUGGAGCGAUCGCUUGGGUCUCGGGGCUGAAAUACGCUUCGGAGGUGUACUGAGGCACUGUUCGAGCUGUCACUCCUCCAGCCCCAUGUCGGCUGAGCGCGACGCCGUGCAGAUCCCCGAUGACUUGGCGUUCGCCUCGUUCAGACAGCGCUGUGAAUCGGAGCAGGGCUGGCAGCAGAAAUACAGUAAACUGGAGAUAGGCGUCUGGGUGCAGGCCGCGACUGAGGGCAAAGCCGUCCAUAGGAUCAAGUGUAGAAUUCAACUUAAAGACACUUCUGCAGAGACUGUGUAUGAUGUGCUACAUGAUAACGAAUACCGCCUCAAGUGGGAUAAGCAGGUCAUCAAGACUUUUGACAUUGCACGGCUCACGGCGAAUGCAGAUGUCGGGUAUUAUUCAUGGAAAUGUCCAAGACCCCUAAAAGACAGGGAUGUGGUUAUUUUGAGAUCAUGGCUGGUCACGGAUAAUGAUUACAUGAUUAUCAACUACUCAGUGAAACACCCUAAAUAUCCUCCCCAGAAAGAUCUAGUCAGAGCUGUGUCCAUUCUAACAGGUUACCGAGUCCUACCUACUGGGUCCAAAAGUUGUAAUCUUGUGUAUAUGGCUGAGGCAGAUCCUAAAGGGUCUCUUCCAAAAUGGGUUGUCAACAAAGCUUCUCAGUAUCUUGCUCCGAAAGUUCUGAAGAGAAUCCAUAAAGUGUGUUUGAAGUAUCCUGAAUGGAAACAGAAGAACAGGCCAGACUUCAAACCUUGGCUUUACCCAGAACAAAAUACCUUGCCAACCAUGAGCCUCUCUGAACUUUCAAUCCAGCAUGCAGAUUCACUGGAAAAUAUUGAUGAAAGUGGCCUAUCUGAAGAGAACAAUGGUAGUGAUGAAGAAGAAUGUGGAACUAAGGGCUUAAAAGACUGAAACCAUGUUGCAAUGUUUCUUUUGCGGUGCUGUAGGCCCUUGAUGUUUGGGGAUGCUGCGGAGGAGUCAGCAGGAGUUCAUAUUAGUUCUUGGAAUUUGGGAGGAAAAUUCUUAAUUGUGGAUUGAAUUAAUGAUUGGGGAGAAAACUGUCAUUGAACCAAGGUAAUGUGUGUUUAUAUAUAGAGAAUGACAUUCAGGCAAUAAAUUAAAUAUCUGUGCACCCUAGGGUUAAUACUAGUAGUGACAUGUUAAAAUGAAGGAACAGCAUGAAAAUGACUUCUGUGAUUUUAUUUAGUUUUGAAUGCAUCUUUCGGAAAUGUUAUGUUGGGGUAGUGAAAGGAUUCUUUGAAAUUUCUCCUUUUUAGUGAGGUUGUAGGACUCUUGAAUUACAUGUGUACAGGGUUUGAAAGAGUAUGUACAAGUAUUAUAUGAUAUUGAUUUCAAAGUCACUUUGAAAAUGUUUUAGUUAAGUAUUUUUGAAACAAAAUUACUUGUCCCAGUUUUAGACUGGAGCAUCUUAUCUCCUCAUGUAAUAAGGUUCUGAUCAUCGUGCUCUUUUUUAUGAACAGUAAUUCUCUACUCUUUUUAAACUACUGAGUGGAGUGAAAGUUCUUGUUUGUGUUCUGUAGGGUCACAAUUUUUAAAUUUUGCACUACACUGUGUUAAAGUAAGUGAAGAAAAUAUUAAUCCUAAGAUUAGUUAUUGAUACCUUUGCUAAUAGUCACCAUUCACUUAACUUUGUUUUUUUUCCACAAAAAGUUCAUUUAAAAGACUUGGGCGUCUGGUGUUCAACAUGGGGAUUAAGGGGGUCUGUUUCUCUCCUAGCAGAGCAAUUCCUUCAAAGUCUGAGGAUCCUUUUUUUUUAAUGGUUUGAUAUUUAAAUUGAAAUAUUCCUUCCCAAGUCCUGCCUUUUUAACACCAGGUUCUCACUGUCUUUUUUUAAAAUAAAAUCUGAGCGUGCAGCAAGGUAAUGCAUGAGAGAGAUUUUACAAUUUGCAGUGGGAAUCAAGACUGAAGUGGAGUGUUAAUAUUUAAAUAUGUGAGACUCGGCAGCAGAUGUACAACUGAGCAAGGGCAUGCACGUUGAAAUGAAAAAUAGUGGGGAAAAAUGCAUAAUGGAUGUCAACUGGCAAUAAGAUAAUGUUUUUGAUGAAUACAAACUUCCUAUGUUGCCCUUCAUAUCACCUUGGGAAAACAAUCAAUUGCAGUCUUGAUGGAAUUGGGGUAGCCCCAUAUACAGGCUUGUGUACAUGUUAUACACAGUAAAUAUAGGACAGAUGAGGUAAAUAAAAUUCUCUAGCAAGUUUUAGGCUGGUUUCACAUCUAAAUUGGUUAGACCUAAAUGAGUAAUUAUUAAUAGCGAAGCUUAUAACCAAUCAGCACCCAAAUGCUUUGUUUUAUAAUGUUGGCAGCAGAGUUUAAGUUUUGUUCAAAAUUGAGCAGUUAGUAGAUAUAACAGUACUUGAAACACACUGUCCUAGAACACACCUCUGCACUAUUUUUGAUUCCUGACAUGAAAGGAACUGCUUAUUGUUUCACUGUUUAAACCUUGAUGGUUAAGUCAAUCUGCAAUCAUUUUAGUCAGUUGAAUAGUAACUAAGUUUAACUGCUAUUGAAGUAUGUUCAAAAUAGGAGACAUGAUUGUGGAUCAUAUUUUCUACAAUCUUAUAUUUGCAAGAACGGACAGCUACUUGUUCAAAAAUUACAAUAGCCUUAAGAGAUCAGUAUAUUGUUCUUCAGCUUGUUAAUGAACCCUUACAGCAAUAAAUUUAAUAUGCUUGCUUCUAAAUGUGAAUCAAAGGAAUAUUAAGGCAGGACCCUAAUUUUCUUUCCUGAACUUCAAAAAAUAUUGUCCAACAGAACUAAAGGUGCCUACAGUAAUCAUACAGACAAUGUAGAUGUUAUAGUGCAAUAGAAGCACUGGCAUUAAAUAAAUUAAGUGUGAGUGAAGAGGAUAUAUUUUGAGAACAAAAUCUUGGAAUUGGAAUUUAGGGGUAUUUUGUAAAGUGGAUUUUUGUAACUGUUGAAAAUAAAUGAGCAACUUUGAAAUAACUGCAGAGAAUUUUGGGACCUCAAAAUUCUAGUAGGUGCAUGAGUCGGAAAACACUUAAAGAUAUGCUUAGUAACUUGGUUUUGCCAAUGAAAUAGUCUCUGCUAAAGAACUGCCAAUGCAGUUCUAAUCAUUAUUUCUAAAUAUCGUUGCCUUUUAUUUCCUUAUUAGGAAUCUGUAAUGCUAAUACAGCUCUCAAAUGAUUGAUUAUAAGGCACUGAUGAUAGGAAAGUGGAUACCCUGCCCUGCCUCAUAACCAAUAAGUGGUUGUAUCCAAAAAAUGACAAUUUGAGAGUAUUUAUUGAGAGUAAUGUGUGGUUGAUAAGGAUCCACCUCAUGUUAUUUAUGCAUCUGCUAGUUUUGAGGUCCCUAAAUGUUUCAAACAGGCUGAAAAAAAGUUCUAUUUUUGUGAAAAGAUCCUUGUUCCUGCUGAGUCAUUCGGUGCCAUUUUGGGUACGAAUGCAUUGUCUCUGUUAUACACUGGCUUUUUGUCCUGUAGAAACGUUUUCUAAAGAAAUUCAGCUAUCGAUUGACCCUUACAAUAUUGUCACUUCUGUAGUUUUUGCAGUGUUGUCAGUUAGGGUUGUUGUAUGUAAAGCAAAAAUUAUGCUGAAGCCAAUUCAAUGUCUUGCUCAAACUUUGUGAGGUUCACUUCAAAUUGUUACGACAUGGUAAUCACUGUCACCCAUUGCUCAACUGAACCUUUCCAGUCUAAAAUUUGGGAUUGCCAUGCUAGGUUACUCUAAUCACCAAAGGGCCAAGUGUGAAAAUUUCACGCACCCAUUCAUUGUUUUCCUGAAAUUUUAGCAAUUAUACUGGUGUGUUGCCAGUAUAUUUGUUUACCCCACUGAUUUACCAAAUGUUUGUUAAUUUCCUAGCUUCUAACUCCUGUAAAUGUGAUAGGAGUGUGCUAAUUAAAAAUAUUAAAGUAGAAAGCUGAGCCCAUAACUUGCAUUCAAUGGAGCAUAUUUAAUGCUUACAUUGUGUUUUUCUUAAACUUGGAAAAACCAGAGGAAAAAAACAUCUUCAGUGUUUGCAUGUUUAUGAUGUGUAUUUUUCUCUUGCCUGCACCAUAAAUCAAAAGGGAGCUCAUAGAUACUAUCCCAAAAUUCAGGGAUGAAUCCUAGGGUCAUUUCUUUUUUUAAAGCACUUUUACAUUCAGAAUGUGGCUUCACUCGUACCCUGUCUUAUUUAGAGGAUUGCCAAAUCUUUGGAAGUUGUUCUAAUAUCUGUAUCUUCAUGUUAUUGCUGUCAAAUCUUUCCAAAUUUUGUGUAUCCUCCCCCUCCUAUAUGGCUAACUCAGCUGUGAAAAUAUCCAUAUACUGUUAGUUUUAUAUCCUUGAAUCAUCAUCUGAUUGAUCAUGGGUUGAUUUAAGAGAUGUUAUUCUGCUUAUUCAUCAACUCUACCUGAGUUACACUGGCUGAAAAGUUUAAAACUUCCUUUUUUCUUUUUAAAGAGUAGGUUCCCUCCUUGCUCCUUCUUUCCUACCCCAUCCCAGCCUACUCAAGAUAUCUCAUGGAUGAAAGACCUAAGUGCAAUUUUGUAUUUCAUUCAACUUUGAGAGAGGAAUUAUUUGCCUGUUGGAUGUGCUUAGUAUCUCGUAUGUCGUUUUGAUUUGGUUUUUUUUAAACAAAACAAUUACGGUGAUUUUUCAAAAACAUUGAACUAGAAAAGGAAGCUAUUUUCAAUUCAAUUAGUUGUUCCUCUGGCUGUCCUGUUUAUGUGAAGUUCAUGUUUUUAAUCAAAUGAGACAAGAUUUAUUUUAAUGUAGACUUUAUCUCUGAAACAAUUACAUACAGCACAGAAUUGCACAGUAUCAAGAUAUUUUAACAUGCAUCUGUAUUUUGUUCUGUAUUAUAUGACACUGAUUAUCUAAGUCAUUUGUAUCCAUACAACAGUAGCUACUGUCUGAGAAAGUCUUUGAAUUAAAUCUGCAACUAUCAGACAAGAAA